Molecule: messenger RNA, 1934 nt
Organism: Phragmites australis (common reed)
Lineage: Eukaryota; Viridiplantae; Streptophyta; Magnoliopsida; Poales; Poaceae
Product: ran-binding protein M homolog
Exons: 11
Coding region: 175-1608 (477 amino acids)
Biological process (GO): cell surface receptor signaling pathway; cytoskeleton organization
Cellular component (GO): cytoplasm
Molecular function (GO): protein binding
Source: RefSeq, a predicted model, not a curated record
CCCCUGACAAAACCGGCAAAUCACAUCCGUACCCCUCCCUACGUUACCCAGCAGUCGCUUCUCGCGAAUUCCUCACGCUUCCCCCCGUCUCCCACCCCCAUUGCCUUCUCCUCCCAUCCACCCAGCCCGCAACCGCAAGCAACCCCCGAUCCACUUCUAUCCGCCUCUCGGUGAAUGGUAGCGAACCAGGAGCCGGAGGCGGAGGCAGAGGCGGAGGCGGAGGCGGCAGCGCUGGCGGUGGACCCGAUGCGGCUGGCGUCGCGGUGGCGGUCCCCGGCGGAGUGGGAGGCGGCGGCGGCGGAGAUGGAGGCCGAGCCGGCGCCGUCCGUGCUCAACACCGUCAACAGCUCGGGCCUCUUCGCCGUCGUCUCCCCCGACAAGAUGUCCGUCAGGUACUUCGGCAGCCACCACCACGGCCACGACGUCGGGGUCGUGCAGGCCGACCGCCCGGCGCCCACGCGGCGGGCCGUCUACUACUUCGAGAUGGGCGUCAGGAACGCCGGGUUCAAGGGGCAGACCUCCAUCGGGUUCACCAGCGAGAGCUUCAAGAUGCGACGACAACCGGGCUGGGAGUCUAACAGUUGUGGAUACCAUGGUGAUGAUGGCUAUCUUUACCGGGGUCAUGGGAAAGGUGAAUCUUUUGGUCCCAAAUACACAUCUGGCGACACAAUUGGUGCUGGCAUCAACUAUUUGUCACAAGAAUUUUUCUUCACGAAAAAUGGAUCUCUGGUUGGAGCCUUUCCAAAAGAUAUUAAAUGCCCACUAUAUCCUACCAUUGCAGUUCAUAGUCAGGAUGAAGAGGUGACAGUAAACUUUGGAAAAGAACAGUUCUGUUUUGACAUCGAGGUGAGGCAAGAUGUUCUUGUUGACCUACUGGGUUAUAUUCUUGAAGAAAAAAUGAGGCAACAAUUGGUAACCGACAAAAUGUACUUGCAACCGGACAUCAGUCAUUGGAUUGUUCGUUCAUAUCUCCUACAUUACGGCUACCAAGAUACUCUAAAUUCUUUUGAUAUGGCAAGUGAAACUGAUCCUCCCGCCAGUCAUCAAAAUGGUUAUGGGGAACCUCCUGAAAUGUAUGGUCUUAGCCACAGAAAACGUUUGCGGCAGCUUAUCAUGAACGGAGAUAUUGAUUCUACAUUCCAAAGACUGAGGGAGUGGUAUCCACAAUUGAUAAAGGAUGAGAAAUCGGUUAUUUGCUUCUUACUCCAUUCUCAAAGAUUCAUAGAAUAUAUCAGGGCUGAACAACUGGAGGAUGCUGUGAAAUAUGGUCGUGCUAACCUGGCCAACUUCUUGACGCACAAAGCUUUUGAGGGUUUGUUGAAGGAGUGUAUAGCCCUGCUUGCAUACGAGAAGCCUGCGGAGUCAUGCAUUGGAUACCUGCUGGACUCCGCCCAGCGUGAAUUCGUGGCGGAUGCAGUGAACGCAGCUGUCCUUUGUACGAACCCAAAUAUGAAGGACCCCGAGAGCUGCCUUUACUCGUGUCUCGAGAAGUUACUGAGGCAGCUCACAGUAUGCAGCUUUGAGCGACGCGCAUUCAACCACGACCAAGGAGAUGCGUUCUUACUUCACAAAGAAGUGCAGAACUGUGAAAGGUCCAGGCGUUCAUAGGCAUCAAAGUUGUGAUGCGCAUCGGAGGAGUGAACUCAGAUGUUAGGCUCCAACUGGCAACUGCUCUUUGAAGGGAAGAAGGGUCACAUAUUCUUCCCUUUGAAGGUCUGCUGCGUCCCUCAACUCUCCGGAAGGUGACUGAAUACCAAUCUGCACAGCCGACUGUAGCUGGCUGAGACAUUCGGAAGGUGUUCCUCCUCCCCUGUAAUCAGAAAACUUACAUUCAGAUAUGGCCAACAUGUCUGUUUCCGUAAAUUUGUUGGUUGGCUAAUGUACUGCUCGACAUUGUGAAUGAAUGCUAAAACGUAAAAAAACUCUUCAAUGUA